UGUCCUGAUCGUCCUGUGAGGUAGCAAUAAAGUACCAAAAGUAAAAGUAUUUGACCCUUAGCAAAAACAUAAGUGAAGAAAUAAGUUAGAACUAGUGUCAGUUUCCCAUAAUUAGAUUUACUUAAAAGAAGCAGCUCAAAAGGCACAGAACCUGAAUGGUUGUACUAAGUUACUUACUUUGACCGACUUAAUAAAUCAGACUAAUACGACAUGUAAUUCACAAUAAAUGACUAAUUAAUUAACACUAAUUAAUAAUAAACCACAUCUAGCUACUUAAAGCAUCUGUCACACAAUAACCUAUAAUGGCAGCAUUGUUUCUGACUGUAAAGUAUAAGGGAACCUGAAUCUGAAACACUGGCAACGCACAAAUAUUCCAGCUUUGUUAGAGCGAAGCACUUGGUUGGAUUCCUGCGCUGCUGCCUGGUCACACAUUCAUCUCGGAGAUGAAAAGGCAUCUUUGUGUGGCUGAAAUGUUCCCAGUGCGCAGCGCCACAAUGUGUUGGCAACAUGUUUUCAUCAGCGGCGGCUGCAGCUCGUGAAUAUUCAUCCACGCUCCUCGGGCCAGCGCGACAAUGAACAAGGGCCGGCAGGCUGCAUCUGAAUGUCCUGCCGGGGGUGGGGAGGGGGCAAACCUCGAGAAGAGCGGGGGGCAAACAACUCGUCUCCAUGGCAACAAGUCCUGCCUUCCUCCUGCAGGCUGUGCAGACGGGAGGCAGGAGUCUUUUCCCCCUUCUGUUUUUUGGGUCGGAAAGACCUGAGUCGGAGUUUAUUGAAAGGCGCAGGUAUCCGGCCAAAGCCGCCAAAGUUCUUCAAUGGCGCAGAUGAGCGGGAUUGACGCAGAGGGAUUAUAAUCUCAGAAUGUCAGCAGCAGCCGCCGCAGCCAUGGAUGAGAGCAGAAAGUCCGAGGUGCGCAGGCGGUUCGCAGACAGACAUGACUGCCAACAAGAGUUCGAAGGCUGCCUCUCAUGCAGGAGGGGGUAAAGUUCCCCGGGACGUCCCUGACAGGUGCCAGUCCACAUCAGCGUGUCCUGUUUUCUCUGCCAGCAAGAGGCAGAGCCAGCAGCCUCUCCUCGGCGACGGUGAGAAUUCUGGGAAGCAGAGUCGCUACGUCCGGACCGACGGCAGGUUCCUGGCACGUACUGGCUGGAACAGGAACGCGGCUAGCCUGAGCGCCGGCGCAGCGCUAACGGGUGACACCGACCCCCGAGGUCGCCUCACCAAGUCAAAGAGCAUCAGCUGCCUGGACAACAGGCUCUCCAUAUAUAAGCCACCAGCUCAGAUCAGCUCCUGCCAGGAAAGUCAGGCCGUCCAGGACGAGAAGGAGAAACACGGAGAUCUUUCUGCGCAAGAUGGACUUAAUAGUAGACCCUUAAGUUGGAGCACGCUCUCACUGGGGCCUUCGUCCAACCAAAGCCACAAACGCACCCUCUCUCUCAAUCGCUCAGUGCCAGGAGUUCCCCCCGCCACGAUCCGGAAGAAGAUCUCAGAAUGGGAGUGCAGGAGGGUGUCUCUGCCUAGGAUGAGCCUGUGUCUGGAUAAAAGGGCAGGGGAGCGCGUGGGGGGCAGCGAGGGCUGCCCCAGCCUGCUCUCCUCUCCCUGCAGCGAGAAGACCUUCGACUUCAAGGGCGUGCGCAGGAUGAGCACAGCGUUCUCGGAGUGCUCCUACACGGAGACGGAGGAGGAGGAGGGCGUUUCGGACAAGGACGGCCCCGGCCGCUUCCAGAAGAGGACGCCCAAGACGGAGUCCUCGGCGGCGUUCUUGCGCUCCCUGUCUGCGCGGAAGGAGACGUCAGCGGUCCUCAACCGGAUACAGAAGAUAGAGCAAGCGCUGAAGGACAACCCCAGCCCGCCCCCCCCGCGUUACCUCAGCAACUGCUACGCUCCGGACUCGACCAGGCAGAAGGCCUUCGUGAUAGGCGACGACUUCGACAGCACGUGCGCCAGCAAGCGCAGCAGCAUCUGCUCCGUGGCCACCGAGCCGGACGCGGCCGCGGCCGCCGAUAGACUCUCGAAGCUCCGGCAAAGGUUCAGCGUGAGCUCAGCCAGGUCCGAGAGCCCAGAAGCGCCGGGCCGGCACGCCGCCGCCGGCGUCCCGGUCAACCCCCUGCCCAAACCCAAGCGCACGUUCGAGUACGAGGCCAAGCGGGACCAGAAGGGUGCGUUGCCGGCCAAUGGACUGGCUCCAACGCGGGGGUCGGAGUCUCCGCCGCCGCUGCCCUCCACCCCUGCGCCCGGCGUCCCGCGAGCCGCCAAGGCAGAAGGCAUCAGCAGGGAGUCGUGUGCGUCUGAGGAUGCUGCGAGUCCGCCGUCGUCGUAUCCGUCCUCGCCGGCACAGAACGGCACCCUGAGCACAGACGCGCGGGGUCGUCCCACGUCUAAGAGCACUUUAGAGGAGAACGCCUAUGAGGACAUAGUAGAGAAGGAGAACCCCUACGAGGAUGUCGACCUGAAGAGGAAGAGUCUGGGACGGAAAACCUGCCUCCUGGACACCAGCAGAUCCUGGGCCACGAUGGACAAGAAGCUGAACUCUCCACCUCAACUGCCCUCCAAACCCAGCAGCCAGUCACUUCGCCUCCCGGGUCCUUGUGACCGGAAGAGCCACCGCAUGUCGCAGUUGUCCAAGCGAUACAGCCACGACGAGAUGCUGCUGCUGCCUCAGGCUUCACCGUGCGGCCUGCUGGAUGACGGCCUGUGUAGCACCAGUGACACGCUGUCCUCUCACAAGCACUGGAAGGUCCCCAAGCUGGUCCAGAGGAUCAACUCUAUUUACUGCACUAAACGUGGGAAGAAGAGGCUGAAGAAACUGACCAUGUCCAGUGUUGAGACGGCCUCUCUGAGAGAUGACAACAGCGAGAGCGAGAGCGACUCUGACGACAGGUUCAAAGCUCACACGCAGAGGCUGCUGAAGCUGCAGUCCAUCCUCAGGAGAGCCCCCAGCUACCGCACGCUGGAGCUGCAGCUCAUCGAGUGGCAGGAGAGGGAGCUCUUUGAGUACUUUGUGGUGGUUUCUCUGAAAAAGAAACCCAGCAAAAGCUCCUACUCCCCAGAGGUCACCUACCAGUUCCCCAAGCUAGAGAGACUCACCAAGCAGAUGAGGGAGGCAGAGCAGAGGCUCAAAGCCAUUCCUCAGUUCUGUUUUCCGGACGCGAAAGACUGGAGCCCCGUCUCCGAGUACACCAGCGAGACCUUCUCCUUCAUGCUGACGGGCGAGGACGGCAGCAGGAGGUUCGGGUACUGCAGACGCCUGCUGCCCACGGGGAAAGGCCCUCGACUUCCAGAGGUGUACUGUGUCAUCAGCAGACUGGGAUGUUUUGACUUGUUCUCCACUAUCCUGGACGAGGUGGAGCGGCGCAGGGGGAUCUCAGCAGCUCUGGUCUAUCCCUUCAUGAGAAGCCUGAUGGAGUCGCCCUUCCCUGCGCCAGGGAAGAUUAUCAAGGUCAGGACCUUCCUGCCUGGCGCAGGAAACGAGGUGAUCGAGCUGAGGCGGCCCACCGACUCCCGGCUGGAGCACGUGGACUUCGACAGCCUGUUCGGGUGCCUCCGCGUGCGGCAGGUGGUGCGCGUCUUCGCCUCGCUGCUGCUGGAGCGACGGGUCAUCUUUGUGGCGGAUAAACUCAGCACCCUGUCCAGCUGCAUGCACGCGGUGGUGGCCCUGCUCUACCCCUUCUCCUGGCAGCACACCUUCAUUCCCGUGCUGCCGGGCUCCAUGUUGGACAUCGUGUGCUGCCCCACCCCCUUCCUGGUGGGGCUGCUCUCCAGCUCUCUGCCCAAGCUCAAAGAGCUGCCUGUUGAAGAGGCGUUGAUGGUGGACCUUGGAACUGACCGGUUCAUCCGACAGAUGGACGAUGAGGCUUCGCUGUUGCCACGGAAACUUCAAGCCGCUCUAGAACAGGCUCUGGAGCAGAGGAACGAAAUCAUCAGUCAGGACUCCGACAGCGAGUCGGACGAAGAGUAUAACUCUCUGAACAGCCUGGUGUCGGAGGCCUUCAUCCGCUUCUUUCUGGAAACCAUCGGACAUUACUCCCUGUUCAUCACUCAGAACGAACGCGGAGAGCGCGUCUUCCAAAGGGAGGCGUUCCGCAAGUCGGUGGCGUCUAAGAGCAUCCGCCGUUUCCUGGGCGUCUUCAUGGAGUCGCAGAUGUUCGCAGGGUUCAUUCAGGACCGGGAGCUGAGGAAGACGAGGGCUAAAGGUUUGUUUGAGCAGAGGGUGGAUCAGUAUCUGGAGGAGCUUCCAGACACAGAGCAGAGUGGAGUCAACAAGUUCCUUAAAGGCCUCGGAAGUAAAAUGAAGUUUCUUCACAAAAAGAACUGAGGGAAAGUGAAGAGCUGACGAUUUUCACCGUCCUGCCGACAUUUUACAUGUAAACAUGUACAUAUUUUUCCACUGUAAGCUGGCCAAUUCUUCAGUGUCUGUUUAUAGUCCCUUAUGAGUGAGUCGGUAGCAGGACGGUGCACUACAAGUGAGCCGUAGAGUAACCACUGAUGUCCUGGUGUGUUUGUGAGGAGCGUUAUCCGGCUGCGUGAGUGGAUGUGGCGCCGCAUGGGCAUAGAUGUACAGUUCAUAUUCAUUCUGCAUUAUGUCACAAUAGUGUUGUCCUCUGUUUUAAGGAGUGUAAACCUAUUCCAAAACUGUACAUGCAUCAAGACAAUGAAGAAAACGAUUGUAACUCUUCACGGAGUCUUUUGCAAUCUUUUAUUAAAAAAAUGAGAAUAAAACACUUGAAAUUCC
This is a messenger RNA of Betta splendens (Siamese fighting fish), 4729 nucleotides long. RefSeq names its product DENN domain containing 2B (gene dennd2b). The transcript is spliced from 20 exons. Gene Ontology annotation, biological process: positive regulation of ERK1 and ERK2 cascade. The record is from RefSeq and is a predicted model, not a curated record. The coding region runs from base 887 to 4312 and encodes 1141 amino acids. NCBI's taxonomy places the organism in Eukaryota, Metazoa, Chordata, Actinopteri, Anabantiformes, Osphronemidae.